Messenger RNA from Alternaria atra, 1119 nucleotides. RefSeq lists its product as uncharacterized. NCBI's taxonomy places the organism in Eukaryota, Fungi, Ascomycota, Dothideomycetes, Pleosporales, Pleosporaceae. The coding region runs from base 1 to 1119 and encodes 372 amino acids. The record is from RefSeq and is a predicted model, not a curated record. The transcript has a single exon.
AUGAUGCGCGACAAGGACAUGUACCCUCUCCUCGAAGCAUUAGAUCACUUUCGUGAGUUUGAGGCUUCCAAUCCGAGAGAUAAAGUAUACGGUCUCUUGAAUCUUGUCUCGCCAAGGUCCGAAGUGGAGGCACUAGAAGUGAAUUACAACAAAAGCAUCGGAGAAGUAUAUGCUGACACAGUCUUGGCUGUCAUCCAACUAUACUCGCGGUUGACCGCCUUCGCUCACAUUACACAUCGUGCGGACUACGAUGGUCCGGGCCCUGGGGACUAUGAAGAACCCAAGGAUUGCAAGGAGAGAUCCGAAUAUAGGUCAUGGGCUCCGAGAUGGGAUGAUAUAGCAGUUGCACAGAAGCUUGGUGUUCCCGAAGCAGAAUGUCCUUGGAGAACGUGUGGGGAAAACGUAGCGGCCAUGACCGUUGCAAAUCCCUGUGAACCGACACAGCUCUGCCUGAAGGGCAUAGUCUACGAUAAAGUAUAUGAGGUUGGAGAUAGAAUGGACUACUACAAUCUAAAGGACCCGGAGUACAUUGACGAUCCCAAGCUUGCCGAGGAUCCAGAGCAUGCCGACGAAAGCAUUCCUGAUGCCAAAGACAUCAACGACAGUUACGAUCUGACCGAAAGACAUCCGUGUAUCAAGGCUUUUGUGAGGACAGAUAUAGAAUCAUCUCCAGAAAGGUUCGCGCGGACUCUGACAGCAGGUUGUUGGGGAAAAGAUGGCCAAUAUAUUGAACGUCUCAGCACAAGAAAACAAGCAAGACAUAGUAGUGCGUGCACUCAUUUCUUGCUUCGGUUGCUACACGUACAAGAGUUUGGCGAUGAGGGCGAGUAUUUCCACAGCGCCGACUCACUCCAGUUCGAAAGAGACGCCUACGAGGCUUGCAUGCAGCGGCGCAUGUUUUGGACAGAGAAGCGUUCGUACGGCAUGGGUCCACACUGUAUGCAGAGCGGUGAUGUUGUGGUGGUACUUUAUGGUGGCAACACACCCUAUGUGUUGCGACCGAGGGGAGACGGAUACAUAUUCUUGGGCCAGGCUUACGUUGAUGAGAUCAUGCACGGAGAACUUUUUCACGGUUCGGGGAUAUGCGCGCCACAGGAACAAAUCUUUUGUCUUAUAUAG